Molecule: messenger RNA, 1141 nt
Organism: Toxotes jaculatrix (banded archerfish)
Lineage: Eukaryota; Metazoa; Chordata; Actinopteri; Toxotidae
Product: EBP cholestenol delta-isomerase
Exons: 5
Coding region: 153-851 (232 amino acids)
Biological process (GO): cholesterol biosynthetic process
Cellular component (GO): membrane; endoplasmic reticulum
Molecular function (GO): steroid Delta-isomerase activity; C-8 sterol isomerase activity; cholestenol delta-isomerase activity
Source: RefSeq, a predicted model, not a curated record
CUGCACCGGUGUGGUAUGUAGUUUAAACAGUGGUGGGCUAUUGCAUUUGCAAGAUAUUAUUAUUUUAAAAUACUCUUUAUUCAAUACAGAGGUUAUUCCCUGUACCGCUGGACACCUUUUUGAUAGCAUCACUGUAUUUCUUUAAACAGAUCAUGGACACCCCUUCAGCAACUGGAGUUCUUCAUCCCUACUGGCCACGGGACCUUUUGAUACCCACCUAUGUUGCCAAUGACCGAUCUAUGUCAGAGAUCCUGGUGUUUCUGUUUUCUGUGUCUGGGGUGUUUUUGCUUGUGACCUGGCUGAUCACCGGCCAGAAAGGGGCCACCGGCAGACUGGGGCCAUGGAGGCGUCUGGCUGUAUGCUGGUUUGCUGUCUGUGGUUUCAUCCAUGGCGUCAUUGAGGGCUGGUUCUCACUGUAUUAUGAUAUUAUUCCAGGAGACCAGAGCUUCCUGUCACAGCUGUGGAAAGAGUACUCCAAAGGAGACAGUCGAUAUGUAAUAGCUGAUAACUUUACUGUGUGUAUGGAGACCGUGACUGCUUGUUUAUGGGGACCAUUCAGCUUUUGGGCUGUGUUUGCUUUCUUAACUAACAAGCCCUACAGAUUUGUUUUGCAGCUCAUCAUUUCAUUAGGUCAGCUGUAUGGCGCAGUGCUUUACUUCUUCACCGAGCACAGAGAUGGCUAUGCCCACAGUGAGUUAGGACAUCCAAUCUAUUUCUGGUUCUACUUUGUGUUCAUGAAUGUGCUGUGGAUUGUUAUACCACUGGUGCUCAUUGUGGACGCGUGGAGACAGAUGUCAGCUGCCCAGACACACACAGACAAAAUGAAGUCACACAAGUCCAAGAGGAACUGAGCAGCAAUAGGCAGAACCGACUGUUGGACUGUAGGACAGUGACUACAGGAUAUACAAAGUGAAACAACUAGGGAGAGCAUGCACUUUGUAUUGAUGAAAACCAUGAUGAGACAAAAGACAAUUUUACUUUUGAGGACUUUUGUGUUUGACCCAGCUGAUCUAAGGUUUGUCAUUCUGUACCUGUUGCAUUGCAUUUUAAAUUUGAAUGAUAACUGCCAGCACACUAAGAAUUACAUUUUAAAGUGCUACUUGUUCCCUGUGCAUAUGAUAAUAAAGCUUUGACUUUCGUU